UUCGCAAAGAUUUGUCCCCUGCGCUGCCCAGUAGAAAGGAAGACCUGGGAGACGCACUGGAGGAAACGAGCAAACCUCCGCCCCGCCCGGCCCUGGAUCGCCAUGGAGUCCACGCUGGGCGCGGGCAUCGCGAUGGCCGAGGCGCUGCAGAACCAGCUGCCUUGGAUGGAAAACGUGUGGCUCUGGGUCACCUUUCUGGGCGAUCCCAAGAGCCUCUUUCUGUUCUACUUCCCCGCGGCCUACUACGCCUCCCGCCGCGUGGGCAUCGCAGUGCUCUGGAUCAGCCUCAUCACCGAGUGGCUCAACCUCGUCUUCAAGUGGCUUCUGUUUGGAGACAGGCCCUUUUGGUGGGUCCAUGAGUCUGGCUACUACAGCCAGGCCCCAGCCCAGGUCCACCAGUUCCCUGCUUCUUGUGAAACUGGUCCAGGCAGCCCUUCUGGACACUGCAUGAUCACUGGAGCAGCCCUCUGGCCCAUAAUGACUGCCAUCUCUUCCCAUGUGGCCACUCGGGCCCACAGCCGCUGGGUGAGGGUGAUACCUAGCCUGGCCUACUGCACCUUCCUACUGGCGGUCGGCCUGUCCCGGGUCUUCCUCUUAGCACAUUUCCCCCACCAAGUGCUGGCUGGCCUAAUAACUGGUGCUAUGCUGGGUUGGCUGAUGGCCCCCCGGGUACCCAUGGAGCGGGAGCUAAGCUUCUACGGACUGACCUCACUGGCCCUCUUGCUGGGUGCCAGCCUCAUCUACUGGACCCUCUUUACCCUGGGCCUGGAUCUUUCUUGGUCCAUCAGUCUGGCCUCCAAGUGGUGUGAGCGGCCUGAGUGGGUACACUUGGAUAGCCGGCCCUUUGCCUCCCUGAGCCGUGACUCAGGGGCCGCCCUGGGUCUGGGCAUCGCCCUGCACUCUCCCUGCUAUGCCCAGGUACGGCGAGCAUACCUGGGGCACGGCCAGAAGGUAGUCUGUCUUGUGCUGGCUUUGGGGCUGCUGGGCCCCCUGGACUGGCUGGGCUACCCGCCUCAGAUCAGCCUUUUCUACAUCUUCAAUUUCCUCAAGUACACCCUCUGGCCAUGCCUCGUCCUGGCCCUUGUGCCCUGGGUGGUGCACACCUUCAGUGCCCAGGAACUACCACCUGUCCGCUCCUCCUGACUUCAAGUGCCUCCUGUUGCCAUUUGCCGCCCCUCCCCCCAACUCCAAAGCCAACACUCCGUGACCUCCCCACUCCAGGAGGUGGUCCCAUCACCUUCCGGCUCCCAACAGGCCCCAGCCAUCCUCGCAUCCUUGGUCUCCCACUUCUCCACCAUCUGGUCUUUGCCCCCCGAAAUGUUGGUCCUCUUGACUUCCCCUCUGAGCCCCCGGAGAGCUAAGGCAACAUCAAGACCACUGGGCUCCUGGGACACUGUGAGGGGCUCAGAGGCCCCAAUAAAAGCCCUUGAAUACUUCUGGA
Messenger RNA from Hyaena hyaena (striped hyena), 1441 nucleotides. It is a transcript of the gene G6PC3, whose product is annotated as glucose-6-phosphatase catalytic subunit 3. Lineage: Eukaryota; Metazoa; Chordata; Mammalia; Carnivora; Hyaenidae. The coding region runs from base 103 to 1143 and encodes 346 amino acids. Gene Ontology annotation, molecular function: glucose-6-phosphatase activity. Gene Ontology annotation, cellular component: membrane. The transcript is spliced from 7 exons. Gene Ontology annotation, biological process: gluconeogenesis; glucose 6-phosphate metabolic process. The record is from RefSeq and is a predicted model, not a curated record.